AUUAUUUCUUUCAGUUGCUGUAGUAAUUUCUUUUUUCAUCUGUUGGUCACCAUUUCAUGCCCAACGUCUUCUGGCAAUUUAUGUCACAAAUCCAACUCCACUUGCAGUGACAACAUACACCAUCCUCACAUAUAUUUCUGGUGUGACCUAUUAUCUGAGUUCUACCAUCAAUCCUAUUCUAUAUCAAUUGCUGUCACUGAAAUUCCGCCAAGCCUUCAAAGAUACUUUUGGAUCGUGCUGCUUUUCUGAAAAAAACAGUAAUAUACCCGAAUUGACGUAUACAAGCACUUGUGGAAAUCAUAUUGAUUGUUCUGUUAAAUCGAGCAGACAUCGUCUCAGUUCCAGUUUCCAACAACUACCAUCAUUUUCGACUCAUAUUCAAUCGUCGAAUCUUCAGAAUGAAAAGAAAAACUUGUCAGCAUCUUGUGCCAAUGUUUGUAUCCAGGAGAAUGUACCCGAAAAAGUGUCUCUUUUAGGAACUCAUCUUACAGUUUCGAAUGUGUAAAAUCAACUCAGGACUAUUUUCUGGCCUUUCUUCAAUGUGUCUCUUCUAUAUUUACAUUUCGUUAGUAUUUCUAUUUUAA
Messenger RNA from Centruroides sculpturatus (bark scorpion), 584 nucleotides. RefSeq names its product pyrokinin-1 receptor-like. NCBI's taxonomy places the organism in Eukaryota, Metazoa, Arthropoda, Arachnida, Scorpiones, Buthidae. Gene Ontology annotation, biological process: neuropeptide signaling pathway. The record is from RefSeq and is a predicted model, not a curated record. Gene Ontology annotation, molecular function: neuropeptide receptor activity. The annotation marks the transcript as partial. Gene Ontology annotation, cellular component: plasma membrane. The transcript has a single exon.